AUGUGUUUAUUGUUGCGUCUGCAUGUUCUUAGUUUUAUUAUUGCUGCCACCAAUGGUUCAAGUUGUCCAAAUCGACAAUUUAUCGAGAAGGCUUUCAAUAAAGUUCAUAUUCCAGGUGCCGUAAUUAUUGUAGUCAAUGCUAGUGAUAUACUCUACGAACAAGCUUUUGGUUACCAGUCUCUUUCACCAGCAGUGUCUAUGGAUGUCGAUAAGUCGAUUUUUAUUCUCGCCUCUAUCUCAAAGACAUUUAUUGGAGUUGCUGUCAUGCAACUUGUCGAGAAAGAACUUGUUGAUCUCAACACAGACACCAACCAAUAUUUGUCGGAACCUCACUAA
Rotaria sp. Silwood2 is the source of this 336-nucleotide messenger RNA. NCBI's taxonomy places the organism in Eukaryota, Metazoa, Rotifera, Eurotatoria, Philodinida, Philodinidae. The record is from the annotation of a GenBank genome assembly.